GAAAGUCUGAGUACAACAGUUCCUGUUUGUGGAAAAGUUGUAGAGCUGGUGGAACCACCUCGAUCGCUCGCUGUUACAGACGUAUAUACAUUUGCCUCUCUCUUUCUUGCCUUUUCCUCCUGAAGUUCAUCAUGAAGAAUUUUGCAGUGGUGCUGGGCUUGAUGGUGGCAUCCAUCAUGGGCCUAUUGGGCAUCAUUCACUCAAGGACAAACUUGGUGCAGGAAAUGACCAAGAGCAACCACUUGGAGAAUGUAAAGAUCCAAGUGAGCACUGACUUGCUGAAGGAAUUACAGGGAAAUAUUGCUGAGGCCACUGGUCGGGUGGACGAAACCAAGAAACAAACUGAGGAACUUACAGACAAAGUCAAAAAGACUCAGGAGGCUGCAGAUGGAAAAAAAGCUGAGCUGAACACAUGCAAUAAUGAUCUGAGUCAGAUCAAGACUGAAAUUGGUUCUCUGGAAGCAGAGAGAAGCAAAACUGACACUGAGUUCCAGAAGAAGAAGUCCGAUUUGAAUGAGCAGAUAAACAAACUCAAGAAAGAAUUUGAGAUACAAAGCAAAGUGUGUGACUACAUCCAAAAGACCUCUGUAGAGGGGAUGAAACUAUGUGGUAUUGAACCUGCUGUACCACAAGUAGAGCAAAAUCCUGGAGCUGCUAAAGCAGCCUAAUGAGAGACAAAGGCAGGAGCUACAAAGAUACAGUACAUGUCAAAAGGUUGAAGUUUUAAGGUUAGAGAAGAUAAAUAUGUGAAAACUCAAGGUUUUAUUAUUUAUAUCAAAAGGAAAACAUACACACAUAUACAGGCAGACCUACAGUAUGUACAGACACAAAUGUAAGUUGUAGAUUUCUUUCUCUUUUUUGUUCAUUAUAAAUGUCAUCUGCUUUUCUCGUGCUUUGUUGAAGGAAUGUAAGCUUCAGAUUUUUGAGUUUGGUGAUUUAGAAUUUGCACUGAAUUUUUUUUUCUCAGUUUCACAUUUUGGUUGUUUUUCCAUAUGCAUGCUAGAAUUUCUUAUACUGUGAUAUGUCUUAUGGUUUAUAAACUUUAAUAAAGUUUAUAUGAGUUUGGUUCCACCAUCUCUCAGGCUAUAUGGAA
This is a messenger RNA of Tachysurus fulvidraco (yellow catfish), 1093 nucleotides long. RefSeq lists its product as uncharacterized. Lineage: Eukaryota; Metazoa; Chordata; Actinopteri; Siluriformes; Bagridae. The record is from RefSeq and is a predicted model, not a curated record. The transcript has 4 exons. Bases 132 to 668 code for a protein of 178 amino acids.